Darwinula stevensoni is the source of this 1548-nucleotide messenger RNA. Lineage: Eukaryota; Metazoa; Arthropoda; Ostracoda; Podocopida; Darwinulidae. The record is from the annotation of a GenBank genome assembly.
GAAUGCGCCGUCUUCCUCUGCUCGUCCGAUUCCUGCGAAGGGACCCAGGUGAAAGUGCAGAAACCGGGAUCCAUGGAGGCCGAGAUGUUGCCGAAAUUGGUCUCGUGCCCCUCGUGUGGGUGUCCCCUCGGCGAAGACCCUACCGCCAGGAUCCUGGCUGACAAGGCAACGCUCCGCUUUCUGCGAUCUCGAGCGUCACGGUCGGGGUGCACUCUCAUUCGGAUUUUCCCUCUCUCAGGUGGAGUGUCUCAUGAUGACGUGGCAAAAGAGGUAGAACUGGGGACUCGAUACACGUUGGUCGUGUACCCGUUUCAAGACUCUAGAACCCGUCAGGUCUAUCUCGAGGUGAACAACAUACUUCAAAGGGGACCUCACGAUCCAGUUCUCAGUCCCGCAUUCGGAGAGAAAGCUAUGAGAAAUCUGCCCUUGAAGAUGCUUCGUCUCUAUCGAGACCGAAUGGCAUCACCCUUCAGUUUCCCGCUGAGCUUGGCGUGGGUGUUUGGGGAAACCCUGGCACCUCAGGGAACCUUCCACCGACUCCGGCUCGUCCUUCUUCUCGCUCUCGUCUCCACUCGCAUCCAUGAGCGAAGUCUGAGCAUUCUUUGCUGCGGUGGAGAGGCGGGAACGAUCGGGAAGCUGAUGAGAUGGGCCAUGCGUCUUUCUCCGCACUCUAUGGCCCACGUUCACACUAGUUUGAUUCCCCUCACUGGAUUGGCUGUAAGAGAUUCGUGGAAUCCUGAGGAAUUCUCUCUCGAGGCUGGAAGCCUCCUCUUGGCCUCUUGUGGCGUCUGCUUCCUUGGGGAUCUUCUCGGCUAUAAGAAGGAACAACUCACACUCCUUCGACAAUGCAUGGAAAAAGGGAGUGUAACAAUCGGAAUCCCGUGGAAAGCAGCUGGGGUAUAUGAACAGCCUCUGAGAGCUGGGCUUUGGGCUCAAUGCACAUCGUCUACAAAGGGCUCAAGAAAACCGAGCUUUGAGAUCCUGAAAGUUCCCUUCCAAGAGGCGUUUGAUCUAAUAAUCAACGUGGAGGAGGCAGACGAGAGUCAACACCUGCUCAUUUCGCAUCUCCUCGAUGAUUCACAUAUUGAGGCGUAUCUCGGAUUCAAUAAUUUCAUGCAGCUGUUAGAGGUGGCGGGGGGGUUGAGACCGAUGGUGAAUAAGGCUGGAGAAUUCCUCAUUCAGGGUUAUUAUGUCGCCAGCCGAAGAAUGCGGAGUGGCAGUGGAGUCCCUAACCUCCCCCAGUCUGCUAUCCACACCAUAACGAGGAUGGCGGAAAGUCUGGCAGCAUUGUCUCUUAGGGAGGAAGCACGAGAGGAAGAUGCCUGUUUGGCCAUUCUGCUCUAUGAAGAAACCAUAGCCUCAUAUACCCAAUGGAGUCCCCUUUGUGUCACUCCAGUCAGCCAUCUCAUCGGUCAAGACCUUGAUAUUCUUCUCGGAAAAUUGAACGACGACAAGAUGCAGAGUUUUCUCAAAGACUUGGAGACGUUUUUGAGGGACAAUGCUGGAUACACACUCAUAUCUCAAGCCUCUGCAGUUGAAGAAGAAUAA